AUGAAUCAUGCCUUGGCCCCUGGUUUCCAUCACUACCCAUUCUUCCCCUGGCAGUUUGGAAUGCCCUUCAGUUCUAACCCUCCAAUUCCGGGAGGCCUUGGCCAUCACGUCUCCUUAUGUGACCCAGGCUGGAGAAGAGUCAAGGAAGGUCCUAUUGGGGAAAAGCAGACUGAGCCUAGCCUCCCUGAAGGCGCAAGGACCCGUCAGCCGCCAAUCCCGGACCAGUUGGGCCCGAACAGGUCUUUCUACGAUGGCCAGUGGAUGAUGCCGCCCGGUGGACAUUUUUACCCAUAUGACAAUGGUAUUGAAGGCUAUUCCAUGGAUCACCCUUUUCGGCCGGCACCAGUUUUUGCGCCCUCAUCGAACCCGCCUGUAUCCUCCAUACGCCUAAGUGAGAUCACCAGGCGACACCUUGACAUACUGAGGUCGCGCCUCAAGUAUCUGGAGGACCAACUGAGUUACAACCGGCACCAGAUCGAUGAACGGGCUGUCGAAGGAGAUGCACGAACUGUUCGCGAGUACAUUACGCAAUUCGAGGGAAACUUGCAGGCUCAGUUGUCCAUUGAAGGAGGCCACCACCCCAAGCCAGAUUCCAGAAGCGCACAUGAUGCCCCGACCUCCACCAAGACAGACGGCACCUCCAAAUCCUCAAAUGCUGCCGAUCAUCAGUCCGCGAUGUCUGCACCCUUCCGUGCCAAACAAGGAAGUCAGGGUCACUACUCCAUGGGUUACAAGACAGCGGAUGAUAAGCCACGCUCGCGUUCCAAGACCGGGAUUAAUUCGACGAAAUCUGUUUCUGCCUUUGCAGGAUGGAAGCCCCCAGGCAAUGCAAUCGUCGGGUCAGGUCAAUUGACCGAGAAACCCACCUUGCCAACUAAUGCAGCCAUGGCAGCCCCAUUCCGUCCCAACUCAAGAGCAUCGAAUUUCCAGGGCUACAUGCAAGAAAAUAGCAGUUCUAGAGGAGGUUCUUACAUGGACCGUGACGCCGAGGGUCAGCCUCUUGGGCGCACCAUGAUGCCAGGAUUUUCCAACACUACAAUUCCAUAUCUUGUGGGGUAUCUUCCUUUUGGGGUUCGCCCUGACCUGGCAAAGCAUAGCGACUUCAUGUACGGUCGGCCUCUGACCGAAGAUGAGCAACGGGCCCGCCACAUGUACUGGGGGAAAGCGCCUGGCCAUCUACAGAAGGGGCUGCCGAAAUUUGACGGCAAAGAUUUCUUCCCGCCGUCCCCAACCAAAGACAGAUUCACCGAUGAUUCUAUUCCUUCCGUCCACGAAAUGCCUCCUGGAAGUACCACACCCGCCCGCAUUGUACCGAUGACAAAAGACCCCAGUGAUCCGUUUCAGGAACUGAGUUUGUGCGAAAGCUCUGGUCAAAUAUUGGCACGAAAUGGGCCCGGAAACUCAACACAGUCAGAGUGUAUCCCCAGGCCGGAACAAGAGUCCAGCGGGGGCCUUACAGUCACGACUAACCGUUCGAUGCCCCAAGGCAGACGACUUGGCCGGAGCCUUGAUGAGCUCAACCGAGCCUCCGAAGACACAGAGCCUACAUCAUCUGGAAGCGUGAAGGAGAAGUCUUCUUCGGAUGAGGCUGAUGAAGAUGAUCGUGAGCUCAUCUUCACUGGUCGCCAGACAAUAACUAAAAUAGGAAAAACCCACAACGACAUCUGGACAAGCAUGCUCAAGAAGGAGCCGGGGAGUGCCAAUGCAGUGUUCGGAACCGUUUCACCCACGACGGUGCAAGGAGUCCUGCCGCAAUACGCUAGUUACGCCACAGCUUCACUUACACCGACCAUUGCCAUUGCCAACAAACCGAUAUCGCCGAGAAGUGUGGCCUCAAAGAAGUGUGACCAAGGCGACACGAAAGCUCGGAGCCGAACAAGAGCAUGGAUGCGAAGCGAGAACUGUCCUCCCACUGAGAUGGGGUUCUGA
Messenger RNA from Geosmithia morbida, 1929 nucleotides. RefSeq lists its product as uncharacterized. The record is from RefSeq and is a predicted model, not a curated record. NCBI's taxonomy places the organism in Eukaryota, Fungi, Ascomycota, Sordariomycetes, Hypocreales, Bionectriaceae. The coding region runs from base 1 to 1929 and encodes 642 amino acids. The transcript has 3 exons.